This is a messenger RNA of Drosophila grimshawi, 460 nucleotides long. RefSeq names its product ATP synthase subunit g, mitochondrial (gene ATPsynGL). Lineage: Eukaryota; Metazoa; Arthropoda; Insecta; Diptera; Drosophilidae. The record is from RefSeq and is a predicted model, not a curated record. The coding region runs from base 47 to 352 and encodes 101 amino acids. The transcript has 2 exons. Gene Ontology annotation, molecular function: proton transmembrane transporter activity. Gene Ontology annotation, biological process: proton motive force-driven ATP synthesis.
UUGUAGCUUUUCGUAGUUCUUCAGCAAUUUUUGCAGACGUUAAAGGAUGUCUAAUUUAAUGGGUAAGGCCACGGCCCUUCUCAAUAAGUUCAAGGCUCAGGCUCGUCCACAAUUUGAUGAGUUCAUGCGAUAUGCCAAGGUGGAGUUGACGCCACCAACUCCAGCUGAUUUCCAGCAUUUGCGCAAGACGGCAAAGAAGGCCAAGAAGGAUGUAAAGGGUACACGCAGUCGUCUUGGCAGAGUAACUGUCGCCGAGGCUUGGCUGAAUACACUGGUCACCAUCGAAGUGAUCACCUGGUUCUUUAUGGGCGAGGUUAUUGGACGCCGUCACUUUGUUGGCUACAAAGUCUAAAGCCGAAAUAUGCAGAUGGACAAAUCCUGUCGUGUGUUAUGUGUUCUCUGAGUUACAUAUAAAUAAAUAAAAACAGCAGCAGCAAUUAUUCGCGGAUCAUAAGUUCAA